This is a messenger RNA of Anastrepha obliqua, 3051 nucleotides long. RefSeq names its product zinc finger protein 568. Gene Ontology annotation, cellular component: nucleus. The record is from RefSeq and is a predicted model, not a curated record. NCBI's taxonomy places the organism in Eukaryota, Metazoa, Arthropoda, Insecta, Diptera, Tephritidae. The transcript has 6 exons. The coding region runs from base 7 to 1992 and encodes 661 amino acids.
GUGGGCAUGAACGCGCAGAAUGGACCGGAAGCGCCGCAUGAAGUGGACUUGGUAUAUAUAAUGGAAAGUGCAACGCCGGACGGUGUUAUAGAGGAAGAAACCGUUGUUGAUCCAUUCGAAAUGGCGCAAGGUUGGCGGCGUUCAACAGACUCGUCAGAGUGCGCGGAAAAUGAUGUGCCCAAUCGACGCUCCACGAAGGAAUUAUGCAGAAAUUUAAUAGCAUUACCGAUGAGUGCGUUGAAAGCACAAGGCUGUGAUAAGCCUUUGGUCAAUGAGAAUGAACACAGCACCGAAGUUAUCUUUUACCUGCUAGAGGCUUACAAAAAGCACGAAAAACUCUGGAAUCCCAAUCACCCACAAUAUAAAUACAAUGCCAAUCGCAAGAUGUUCGAAGAGCUUUCGCGUCCCUUGCUGCGUGAUAUGAAUUACUCAUUGGAUGGUUCGGAGAUCUAUGCGAUCAUUAAAAGUUUGCGUUCACGCUAUCGACUGGAGUUGUCCAAAACGCGUGAGCGCCAGGGCAAGUACAAGACACGAUUCAAAUAUUUUGAUAAAAUGGAAUUCUUGCGAGAUAUCAUUGAGAAUAAGCGAAUUGAACGUAAAAUCAAGAAACAUAUUGAUUGUUCAGCAUCUGAGAAAUUUUUGGAGGAAGACUGCGCAGAAACGACACGCUCCGCACAAGAUCGCGACGUACUCACUUAUCUAUUGGAUGCGUUUAGGAGACAGGAAGCGCUCUGGAAUCCACAGCAUCCCAAUUAUUUGUUAUGUAAUAAGAAUGAACUGAUGCGUGAGAUCUCAAUACAAUUGUUGCUGGAGAAGGGCGUAACCUUGUCGGCGGAUGAAUGCUUUGCAAAGAUUCAAAAAUUGCGUACACGUUAUCGUCGAGAAUUGCGCAUCGUACACGAACAGAAAGGACUGUAUGCUCCGAAAUUGUGGUGCUUUGAACAAAUGGAAUUCCUGCAGAAGAUUUUCGAAGAGCAGCUACUCGAUCGGCUAAAAAAGCGGAAAGGUGUCAUAGCUUGCAAGCCAAAGACUCAGUACUUAAAAGCUAAGUCUAUAGACUUCAAGAGCACCGACGAUCAUCUAACAUUCAUUGAAAUCUACAAAAGUUAUUCAGCACUCUGGGAUGUUGAUCAUCCAGAUUAUCGAUCGACCACCUAUCGCAAUGAAGAACUAAACCAAAUGCUGGAGGAGGUUAAUCUGAUGCUCGGUAUAAAUAGCACACUGGAAGAAUUACAAAAAACCGUAUAUGAAUUGCGUAAGGAGUUUUCAGCAGAGAAGCAUAAGCGUCUAGUCGAACCGAACGGUGCAACAACGGCAUCUCCACCGUCAAUUAUACAAACGAAGCUGAUGGAGUUUCUCGAUAUAAAUAUAGGACCUUUUCGUUGUGGUGUUUGUACUGAGGUGAUAAAAACCUCUGACCAGUAUAAGAUUCAUAAGUCCGGGCACGACGGAAUGCGGCCGUUUAUUUGUACGCUUUGCGGCAAGGGUUUUCAAAUACCGGGUAACCUGACGAUUCAUAUACGGCGACACAAGGGCGAUUUUCCGUAUGCGUGUGAAGUUUGUGAUAAGAAAUUUGCUACAUCUACUGAGGUUGCAAUUCAUAUGCGAAGUCAUACAGGUGAGCGUCCUUACAUCUGCGACUUCUGCGGCAAAUCCUUCAAAACCUGGUCCUUUUAUGAUACUCAUCGACGUGCCCACCUCAAACAGUCCAACUUCCUCUGCCCCAUCUGUGACAAGGCUUUCUACGAACGCAACCGCUAUACAGAUCACAUGAAUGGGCAUUUGAAUAUUCGCAAGCAUGUAUGCGAUGUCUGUGGCAAAGCAUUUACCACAUUUGCGAACUUGAAGAAACACACCGAACUGCAUUUGCCAGUGAAGAAGUACAAAUGCGAUAUUUGCGGUCAGCGGUUUGCGCAAUUCGCGAGUGUGCGUUGGCAUAAGCGUAAAACGCAUGCACAGGCGCACGAACAACUCGAACAGAUGGAGCAGUGAAAUAUGAAAAAAAUAAGCACAUAGAGGUUUUUGGUUUUGGGAAAUCUUAAAGAAUAUUAGAAUUGUUGUAAAGGAAUUCUUCGAAAUAUUUUAGCUUUGAAGCGAGUUAUUAUAUUUAAACAAAAUUUUAUUAUUUUAUUUAUGUAUAUUUGCGUAAAUGCAUACUUAACAUAGAUAUAUUUAGGAACAUAUAAAUACGCCUAGUAACUUAUUUGUUUUUUAGUAUAAUUAUCUAAGUAGAAAAUGCCAGUAUAUGAACAUUUACAAGUAAGUGGUUACUGUAGUAGUUGGUACUUUAUAGGAAAAUAAACAAUUACGAGUAUUAUGCACACAAUCAAUUUUGAAGUGCCUUCAGCGGUAUUUAGACCAUACAUAGGCUGCCAGUACAUUUCAACAGAUUUUGAGUGUCCUCAACUAGGAAUUUCAAGUAUAAAUUUACAUACAUGGAUACUACUUAACUUAAAACGUAAUGUAUAAAAAUAUAAUAGGUAUACAUUAAAUAACUUCACUUACAUUUGUGCCCGUUUAUCUUGUUAACUAUAUUGUAAUACAUAUUAUUAAACUUUGAAACGUCACACUCACAAGCAUAAAACAUAAUUUGCACUAAAACAACGAAUAUGAGCAUACUAGGUAUAGUAUUUAAUCUAUCGAUGUCAUUAGCUUCUACUCACAUAAUUCACUAUUGGUCUUGCCUGCUUUUGAGUCAGUAGAGUGUUCCGAUAGUAGGGCUUUUUUAUAUUAAACGUCUGUAUGUACCUAAGUGAGAAUUAUUUAUCGACACACCAGUCAAUCGUAGUCGCGUGUAAUAUUAUUGUUACAAAGGAACCCUGUGUCUGCCUCGUAGUAUUUUUGAUGUUUUCUUUAGAUAUUAAUGAGCGGCUUUUUGACAUAAUUCUGUAUUAAAGAAUGCUUUUGUUCUUUUUGCAAUUGAUUUGUAUGUAAGUUAUUUUGAGUUAGUUUAGUUACGUAGGAAGUUAAGUUAUUGAUUGUUAAUUAUAGUUUCCACAAAUAGAUGCUCAAGUUUUUGAGUCGACAACAUUACCUUAGAAGAUAAUGAAC